AAAAGCUGGCUAAACUACUAAAGAACAAAUAAGUGUUAAAGAUUUCGUGAAAUUUGAUGAUAAUCUGUCAAUGAACCACUUGGUUUUAGUCCGGUGUAGUAAUAGCAUUUCAAGCGGGUGUAACUAAGUUCUAUAUAAAUACUAGAGUAACAGUAAAAAUACAUUAAAGAAGAGAAAUGCAAAAAAACAUAAUGCGGUGCGCAGCAAUGUGAAAAAUAUACAUAUUUUUUAUCAAACAAAUAAACAACCGCAAGUGCUUUAAAAGGAAACGUAAAAAAUAACGAACGAAGAAUGAAAACGGUAAAAAUAAAAGCAAUGGUAUUUUUAUAAAGCCCCAAGUACGUGUUACCAAUCGUGUUGCAACAAAAAAAAAAGAAAAGUUCAUAGUAGUAUAAUGUACAAGCUGACUGUGCAAUGUGCAAAUAUAAAAGCUCAAAAGUUACGCAAAAAAUGCAGCAGCAAAAGCAGCAGCAGCAGCAGCCGCCACAGCAGCAGCAGCAGCAAUGCAAUCGUUGCAACAAAAGCAGCAACGAGUCAAAUGUGAAACGGAAACGAGCAAACGACCAAGUGCUAAAGUGCUAAAGCGAGUUAAGGAUGCGUCCUCGUGCCAUUGACCACCGAAACAGCAAUUUGUCUUCAACGCCUACGUCUACGCCAGCGUCAGCGCAAGCAGCAACAGCAUUAGCCCACUAAAAAGCAAAAAACCAAAAAAAAAGACAAACACAUCACCAAACUUAGCACCUGUCAUCAAAGCUGUCAACUGCCAGCCAGCACUACCAGGACCAGGACCAGGACGAAGCUACAGCAGUCAUUGUUAUUGCUGCUGCUGUAAGCUCAAAGUUAUAUUCAUAAUUGAGCAAACAACUAAUUCAAGUUGCAGCAGCUAAUUGCCUCAGGACAGCAACAUCUACGAGCAACGAAUAAUUGAAACUUGCUAUUUUCUUUUUUUUUUGAUAAAAACAUACAACGCCAAUGAAUUUUUUAUACUACAAAAGCGUAAACUAAGCCUCCAAAUUUGCAUAAAGCAAAUAUAACAAACGCGCGCUGUGGCUACAAAUGCCCAAAAGGAGCAACAACAACAAACUGAACUGCAGCUGCUGACACGGCCCAAAAAGGACUUUCUAACAUAAGGAUUGCCACUCAUAAAUGCAGUGGAAGAAGAAGCUAACUCGAUUGAAAGCAGCUACUGGAAAUUCGCGUGUGCGAAGAAUGCUUUGUUGUGGUCGUAGAAAGGAAAAUGGAAGAUCAGUUCCUGAUGUUACCGCCAGUCCGGGUCGUGCGCCGCCCGGCCCGCUACCCGCUAAUCAGCUGUCCGGUCUGGGCAACCAGCAGCAGCAGCAACAGCAACAUCAUCUCAACAAUCAGCAGCAGCAACAUCAUGGCAACCAGCAACAGAAUCGUGGCCAAGGCGGCGGCUCGAAUUCCGUCAAGGAUCCGGUGCUGCUCCAGGGCGAUUUUCGCAAGGUCAGCGGCAUCAGUUCGGAGAUCUUUCGACAGAUAGAAGCUGUGGAGAAUGAUCAUGAUCCGAAUACGGCUGCGGCGCUGGAGGCGGUGGAGCGACGCGGCGAGAUGAUUGUGCGCAUACUGGAGCCGCGCUCCAUGGGCAGCAAACAGGCGGUGGAUGCGGCACACAAACUGAUGAACAAAGCCGAUGGACGGCACACGGUGCAGCUGGUGGAGAUUGUGAAGCGGCCGGGACAGACAUUGGGUUUAUAUAUACGCGAGGGCAAUGGCGCUGAUCGCACUGAUGGGGUAUUCAUCUCGAGGAUUGCGCUGGAGUCGGCGGUUUACAACAGCGGCUGCCUUAGGGUGGGCGAUGAAAUUCUGGCCGUCAAUUUGGUGGACGUCACACACAUGUCGCUCGACGAUGUGGUAAUCAUCAUGUCAAUUCCUAGGCGCCUGGUGCUGGCCAUAAGGCAAAGGCGUGGCAAUCGCGGCGCCGGCUCACCGGGCCCGCCCACGCUCUCCAGGCCGGAGCAGAAGCCGCCACCGGUGGUGGUCAUAAAGCGCGACAUACGCGACGAUGACAUGGAUGAGACGGAUCGUAUGCCGCGGCCGCGUUCAUCACGUGAAAGACGUACAGGCGAUGGCCGCGAGAUGACAGAGUCGCGCUCGCGACUUGGCUUGGGGUUGAACAACUACAGUCCGCAGUCGGAGCAGCUGGACAUGUACUACAACACGCGCGCUGGAGUCAAUGCCAUGGGUGAGCCGCCCAAUUGGGGCUACAAGCCGCCGGCGCCGCCCUCCUCGGUCAUCACAGAGCAGCCGCAGAAGGGUCAUGCGUUUGCGCCUUCGCAUGCUUAUUACCAAAACGCUGGCACACUGGAGAGUCUGGCGGAGAAGGUGCACGCCUUCUAUCCGGGUGGACCAGCGCAGGCUGUGGGGCCAUCGCGUCGCAUGUCCACGGGCACUGGCAAUGUGGGGCUGGCGCAGCAGCAUGCGCGCUUCCCACGUUCUGGCUCGGAUCAGCAUUUGCCACGUGUGGAGUACGCAGACUACUCCAAUUCGCUGGGCCGGCACUCGCUGCUGCGUUCCAGCCUCAAGCCGGGCAGCGCUGCGCCCAUGCCCGUGGGCGUGGGUGGCACCCUCGGACGCUAUGGACGCUACGAUCAGCAGCGCGCAGGCGUAGCCAAGUACGGACCGCCGGCGGCGGGCGCGCAGUCGCUCACACGACGCUCGCGUCCCAAUCUGGACUACUCCAGCGAUACGGAGGCCACCAUUGGCCCACGCCCCAGUUACUAUUACUACAAUCGUCCCGCCAUUGGCAGCAUGCCACGCGGCGCUGGACCCAGCGCAGCAGCAGCUGCGCUGCUCGCCGGCGGCACAGAUCUCAACAAGUUCAACUCACUGCCUCGCGAGCGUCCCGGCGUGCGGCUGCAGGGCAUACGCUCGCGCAUUGGCGAGCGCAUACUCGAUGAGAACGAUGGCAAUAUAUCGGCGCCGGAGUUCGAUGCGCGACGUGGUCGCGAUCUACGCCAGCGCAUUACAGCCAGUCCGGGUCCGUCGAUCUUCACGGCGGACGAGUAUCGCGCCUGGCUGAGACGCGCGCCUAGCAGUUCCGCCAUAGCGGAGCAAAUGCGCAUGACGCGCGACAUGUUUGCCCAGCCGCGUUCCCAUCGCUUCUCCUGCAGCGCCGAGAACAUUCACGAUGCACUCAGAAAUACCGAAAGCAUUUACUCAAGCAGAACGGGCAUAUUGGGCGCCGGCACGCUGGAUCGCAACAUGGGCUUGACCCGCCCCAUUUCGUCGCUGCCUGUGCGCUCCAUGUCCUCGCAGCAUAUUGGAGGCGCUGGCUCCAUACGCUCGCCCAGCAUACGACGCAUGCGUCAGCUGCUGGAGCUAUCCGCUGGCCCAGCUAGUCCCAGCGGCAGCAUCAUGAGCACAGCUGGUCAUCAGAGUCCAGCGCCUACGCCCAGCGCCACUUUGCCGCGUCCACAUCGACAGAUCGACAUUAAUCCCGCAGAGUUUGCCAAGUACAAGCUGGACAAGCCCAUUGUGGAUAUAGGCGGUGUGUCCGGCAUGCUUUGGAUACACUUGCUGGCAGGUCGUGGACUGCGCACGCAGCCAGAGAUGGGAGCACAGCAUGCGGGAGCUGCGCCGCCAGCGCAGACGCGAGAUCUCUACUGCGUCAUCGAGUGCGAUCGCGUGCAUAAGGCGCGCACUGUGGUGCGCUCUGGCGAUCUGCAGUUCGACUGGGAUGAGUCGUUCGAACUGGAUCUAGUGGGCAACAAGCAACUCGAUGUGCUCGUCUAUUCGUGGGAUCCACAGCACAGGCACAAGCUUUGCUAUCGCGGCGCCAUUUCACUCUCGGCCAUACUGCGGCAGUCGCCACUGCAUCAGCUGGCGCUCAAGGUGGAGCCACGUGGCACAAUCUACAUACGCAUGCGGCAUACGGAUCCGCUGGCGUUGUAUAAGCGUCGUGGCCUGCCCAGUCUGCGUGCUGGUUAUCCUACGCUGUUCGGUGCUGAUCUCGAGACGGUGGUCAACAGAGAGUCGAAGGGUGCGCCUGGCUGCGCGCCAGUGCCAAUUGUGCUGCGGCGCUGUGUGGAGGAGGUGGAGCGGCGUGGCCUCGAUAUAAUCGGGCUCUAUCGCCUGUGCGGCUCGGCCACGAAGAAGCGUCUGCUGCGCGAGGCCUUCGAGCGCAACAGUCGCGCCGUCGAACUGAGCCCCGAACACGUUCCUGAUAUUAAUGUUAUAACCGGUGUGCUCAAGGAUUAUCUGAGGGAGCUGCCAGAGCCGCUCUUCACGCGCUGUCUCUUCCAGAUGACAGUCGAUGCUUUAGCUGUUUGCCUGCCAGACGAUCCCGAGGGCAAUGCCAAACUAAUGCUCAGCAUACUCGACUGUUUACCAAGAGCGAAUAGGGCCACUUUAGUAUUCCUGCUGGAUCACUUGUCGCUGGUUGUCUCCAACUCGGAGCGCAAUAAGAUGUCCGCUCAGGCGCUGGCAACUGUGAUGGGUCCACCGCUGAUGCUGCAUUCAGCAAGCGCACAGCCAGGCGCAGAUAUUGAUCAUGCGCAGCCGAUUGCAGUGCUCAAGUAUCUGCUGCAGAUAUGGCCGCAGCCGCAGGCGCAGCAUCAGCAGCUGACUCAGCAUAUGGGCGGCAUGGCCGCUGCCGGCAGCAUGAGCAACAUGGCAGGUGUUGGUGUUGCUUCAGGUCGGCGCGGCGAGUCAACAGGGCAGCGUGGAAGCAAAGUCAGUGCGUUGCCAGCGGACAGACAGCAAGCUCUACUACUGCAGCAGCAGCAGCAGCUCAUGGCGGCGGGCAACCUUCUGCGCUCGUCCACUUCGGUAACCAACAUACUCUCCCAAGGCCAUCAUCAGCUCUCAGCCACAGCCAACAGUCAUCUGUAUCAAUCAGUAGUGGGUCAGUUAGCUCAAUCGCAUCGAGCCUUGCAACAAGCGGUGCAACAGCCCUAUCAAUUGGCGGGCUCAGCGGGCUCAGCAAUUCCCGACCCAUCGCCACUGCCACUUCCAGGCACACCCUCCCCAGGCAGUAGCUCUGCCUCAACGGGCUCCGGUUCGGGCUCGGGCUCGGGCUCAGGCAAGAGCACUGAUACCAUCAAGCGCGGUGCCUCGCCCGCUUCAGUGAAGCAAGUCAAGAUCGUGGACACAGCCAGCCCGUACUCCGUUGUGCAGAAGAAGCCACCGCUACAGAAGGACACGCCCAUUGACAUCACCACGCCCACGGGUCAAACCGAGAGCAACAAAGCGGAGCUGUCCGCCGCACGCAAAGGCGUCGAUUUCUAUGAACCGCACAAAACGUCGCAGUCGCAGUCGCAGUCGCAGUCAAAGCUGCUGACUGACAAUGAAGACAACUAUAGCUCCAAGUAUGCCAGCUUGGACAGCAAGAAAAGCAAUUACAGCAACAGCUACACGCCCGGUAAAUCUUCAAGCUCCACAGCUGCCAGCAGCAACAGCGUUAGCAACAACGAUGACUACAAGUCCAUGCGCAACAAGUCCAGCGCCAAUUCCAGCUCCAGCUCAUCGCAGGCAACAGUGUUGAGUGCGGGCUCCACUGCCACCUCGGCGCCAACGACUUCGUCGGACGACUCGGACGAUUUGGUUAGCUACAAGUCGUCGGCAUCGACAAAUGCGCUGCUGGCGCAAUCGCAGGCCAUGACCACCAGUCAGCUAAUGUCCAAGUACUUGAAGCGUGAGCCGCGCGUGCAGUUCACGCCCAUCAAGUCGCCGGAGUCGCCCUCGCCGCCUGGUGGUGGCGAUGGGCUGCCCAAGGGCACCUACCAAUUGGUCAGCGCCAGCGCCAGCAGCUCGCUUAAGCCCAGCGCUACAACUGGCGCCAUAAGCAAAUACACCACAAGUUCCACAGCGGACAGCACAACAAGCAGCAAGUUGAGCUCGCCCGCGCGCAAGCCGGCAGUAAGUACUUCAGCGGUGUCCACUGGUCGGCGGCUGUUCGACAGUCUCGCCUCGUCGUCGUCCUCGGAGACGGAGACCAAGACUUAUAUAGGCGGCACCACAGCGGCCAGCGCAACCACCAGCAGCAGCACCACCACCUAUAGCAAUGAGAGUAGAGAGCGCAGUUUGGGCAGCAAGUCGGCGCAGUCUGGGGAGCACAAAAGCUUUGGCAGCACGCUCUUUGGCAGCAGCGGUUUGGGCAAUGGCAAUGGCCACGCCCACGCCAGCAACAGCCCCUUUGCCAGCACCAAUGGCAAUGGCAGCAGCCACAAUCACAAUGCGAUGCAUUUGUAUGGCACGCUGCCAAAGAAUGGAGGCGCCAGUGCGGGUGCUACGCUGUUUGGCGCUAGUGGUAGCUCGAGUUAUCACUCCAGCGCCAGCGGCACUGCUAGCAGUAGCGGGGUUAGUUCCAUGACAGGCUCCACCAAUAGCUAUGACUUUUAUACGAGCAGCAGCUCAUCGAGCAGCUCGUCUCGUCCCUUUGCCAAUGGUGGCAACAAUUAUCAUACGCUGGGCACUUAUCGCUCGCAAUAUGCAGCGACCAAUCCGUUCCUGGAUGCCUUCGAUGAGAAGCCCAGCAGCAAUGGCACCAGCAGCAGCCACCACCAGCAGCAGGAGGAGAAGCUUGCUAGUGGCUUGGACAAAAGUCAUCAGCGCGCCUCCUUGGCCGCCUUUCAGUCGUCGAGCGACUCGAAGAACGGCAGCGAUGAGUACGACGAUCUCAAGUGAGUUGUCGCCCAAGCUGCUCACGCUCGCGCAUUUACUAAUACAAGCAUAUUAACUUAAACGUGUGUGUGUUUGCUUUUGGAGUAUUUACAGUUUACAAAUUUACGAAUUCAAACGAUAAACAAUAAUCCAAUCGAACCAGCAGCUUAACGAAUUUUUAUGAACAAGUUAGCGAAUAUUUAACAAAAACAGCAAACAAAAUGGCUACCAGCUUAAGUGUUGUAUGUGUGUGUGUUUGUGUGCGUGUGUGUGGCAGCCAUUUUGUUGCUGUUUGCUUAACAAAUUGAAUACCAGCAGCAGUAUUGGAAAUCAAGUAUACAAACUUAUAAAUUA
This is a messenger RNA of Drosophila busckii, 6975 nucleotides long. It is a transcript of the gene RhoGAP100F, whose product is annotated as rho GTPase-activating protein 100F. Gene Ontology annotation, molecular function: protein binding. The transcript has 12 exons. Lineage: Eukaryota; Metazoa; Arthropoda; Insecta; Diptera; Drosophilidae. Bases 1147 to 6645 code for a protein of 1832 amino acids. Gene Ontology annotation, biological process: signal transduction. The record is from RefSeq and is a predicted model, not a curated record.